This is a messenger RNA of Coffea eugenioides, 552 nucleotides long. RefSeq lists its product as uncharacterized. The coding region runs from base 1 to 552 and encodes 183 amino acids. The record is from RefSeq and is a predicted model, not a curated record. NCBI's taxonomy places the organism in Eukaryota, Viridiplantae, Streptophyta, Magnoliopsida, Gentianales, Rubiaceae. The transcript has a single exon.
AUGCCUACUGGAGAUCAAAGUUUAAUUGCCAAUUUGGUGUAUAGAAAUUGCGAGAUAUGGGUUGGAGUGCUAAAAUUAUUGGCCGAUUUGAUGGGUUUAGCUAUUAAGGGGUAUGAUGUCAUCCUAGGUAUGGGUUGGUUAGUUGGCUACACUGCUCAGUUUAAUUGUAGGAUGAAAACGGUAGAACUAUGUAUUCUGGGAGAGAUAACCCUAAAAUUGGAUGUAACGGGUAGACUAGCUUCAUCUGCCUUUAUUUCAGGAAUUCGAAUUAGAAAAAUGUUGAGUAAGGGAGGUCAAGGAUAUUUGGCUUUUCUUAUAAAUACUCCUAGUGAUAAGGUGAAGUUAGAGGAUGUGCCAGUGAUAAAGGACUAUCCAGAUGUGUUUCCUGAGGAACUAGAGUCAUUGCCACCGGAAAGAGGGAUAGCAUUUAAAAUUGAUGUGGUUCCAGGGGUAGCGCCUAUCUCUAAAAUACCUUAUAGAAUGGCUCUAGUUGAAUUAAAAGAACUAAAGUUGCAAUUGCAGGAUUUACUAGAGCGAGACUUUAUAAGAUAA